GGAGUUGGAAAAUGAGCCUAUUUUCAAAAAAAGUGGAGUGUUCCUUUAAUAUAGUUAUCUGUUUAUUGUAAUCAUGUGCUGCAGUUACAGUGACUCACCACUUUAAAUCCUCAAGCUCUAUAAAGCAGGAUGGAUUCUGGUUGGCAAUGUUUUUAUCGUUCUUUUUUUUUUUUCCCCCACUGUGAUGUGGACUUCCCUAUUUUCAUAGAGUGAUUAUUAAACCUUUGUAGUUAUUGUGUGAACAGGCCUUUUUUAGAAUGAUUUUUCCAGCUGAUGAAUGACAUAACCUCUAAAAGCCAAUCAGAACCCACCCUAAUAUAAAGAGUUUGAGUAUUUAAAGCUCCACGCUGAAACAGCUGGAGUCUGUCUACACUGGACUUGACGAAGAGACUGUUGCAAAUCCAUUUGUCCUUCAUGUCAGAAGUAGCGCAAGCAAUUGGAGUACGUCAGAAAUGAAACGGCAUUAGUUUACUAUCGGGGAUUUGUCGUGUGAUGCCCUGUUAUAUUUCUGAGGUACUUUAAGCACUUGCGCUGCUGACACCAGUAUUAAUUUCAUUGACGAAUAUUUUUCGCCAUCAUUUUCGUCAACAACUUUUUUCCAAUGACGAAAGCGAGACUAUAACUAAAUAAAAAAACAGUUUUGAAUGACAAAAACCUUUUGACAUUUUCAUCAAUAAAUAAAAACAAGAUGAAUAUGUUAGGGAGGGAAGAUUUGGGAAGAGAUCCAGUCAGAAAGAUUUGAUGCGCACAUUUGAAUUGUAACGUGUUGAUCUACCCAGCGGGACAUAAACUGGCAUACACUUGCUGCAUGUCUCAUAAAACAUUCAAAAAUGUAAACAUCUGGGAGAAAGAGAAGAGCAUAUAGAUAAAUCUGAAAAAGCUUGACGACACAAAAGAGAGCUCAAUUCAGUACAGUUGUCUGUGCGCACACACAAAGCCGCCUCUAGACACCGCCCAAGUACUGAAUUGAGAUCUCUUUUGCAUCUUUUCAAACUUGAACAAAUACACACAAAAAUUAUGUCAAAAUGUCCAUUCUGGCGAGUAUUCACGUUAACCAACUCUGUUAUGUCUUAAGUUAACGUAAACAGUUGUGAGAAUAUGGGAUGUGUAUUGGAUCCUUGCAUUCAGCCUUAAAGUGACAGCAGCCUAAUAAACCUGCUGCUGUCUGUAAUUAGUGUUAAUCAAACAACAAAAGAAAAAGAAAAAAAUCACUCAGUGUUCUUGAUUGAAUAACUUUAAUAGCUUUAAUAAGGAUUCAUCUAUAUUUAAUUUAUGCAAAUAAAUGUCUGCUUGAAAGAAUGAAGAAUGUUUUAUGCAAGUUGUUAUAUGAAGACUGCAUCAUUAAUUAAAAGUCCAUGUUCUUGUUAAUGAGAAGUAGUUUUAAUUAAUUUUAAGAUAAAUAAAGACAUGUUAUAUGUCACAGCAGUUAAAUCUGUCUAUUGCAUGUUCAUACCUUAUUAUCAUUCAUAUUAACGGGUUAAUAGAUGUUUUCUCCAGGAGUACAGUCAAGCCAAAAAUGAUUCAGACACUAAAUAUAAUUUCUUAUAUUUUUUUUACUAGUAGGUGCAGGACACCAUAUAUGUCAUUUAUGUAAGUGAGGAUAGCAAAAUAAAGUAAACUGUGACAUAUUGUACCAGUAAAAUUGAUAAAAAUUUUGAACCAAAAAUUAUUCAGACACUUUGACCUGACCAUGUUUUGCUUAAGUGUUAUCUGACAUAAUUAAGAUUAUUUUUUUCUGACAGUUUAACUCUGAGAUCUUGUCAUUUUUUAUUACCAUUUUUUUUAAACUAUAGUGAAUAAACUGUAUUAAUGAAUGAAAUGUUCAAGGUGUCUGAAUAAAUUUUGGUUUGACUGUAUAUAAUGAGUAUGGACAUUUUAGAGAAAAGCUUAAUUGAUGCAUUACAAUUUAACUAAACCCAUUAGAUUUUAGAUUUAAUCUACAGUAGAUUUAGUCGACUAAAACUAGACUUAAACUAAAAAAAUUCAGAAGACUAAAAUACGACUAAAACUAAAUGGCAUUUUAGUCAAAAAACUAUUGCUGCGUCCGAAAUCAAAUACUUCCCUACGAUAUUGUAUGCGAAAAUCAGUACACCAACAGUACGUCUGAAUUCAUAGUAUUCGAAAAACAGUAGGCGGAAAGUCGCUGGACGACUUACUACUUCCGGCAAGAUCCUGAAGUGUGCAUUCGAUGGACACUUUACUAUCCCAUGAGGCCAUAGGUGAAGCGACGCAACUGAUGCUGGUAGGUCACGUGAUAAUGACAACAUGGCGGAUGUAGUAUGUCCAGAUUACAUUCAUACUAUGCAGAACAUACAUUUUUAAUAGUCGCAAAGUAAGCUCAAAUUCAAAUGUAGUAUCUACUCAGUACGCGAGUGCGGAUGCACCGACUGACUAAAACUAAAUCAAAAUUUGCAUGACAAAGGAAAAUUUGAUUUGCAAUGGUCGCUUUGACAUGUCCAGCGUAGACCGCUUCAAGCUGUUGCGUCGCAACUCUAACACAGUUUGUUCGCUCUUAUCAUUAUAGUUAUCCUCAUGGUGUGAACGGGCUAUAACUCUAAAUAGUGGAGUCCAUAUCAUUUUCAGAGUGAUUUUUUUUAUCUUAUGAGUGAUAAAACAUUGACAGCCAGUAAAGGUCUCAACAUGUGGACAAGAGAGCUGUCAGUCAAUAAAUGUGAAAAAGUAACUUAGAUAUUUUACUGUAAAUUGAAAAAGUAAUGUGUUACUUUACUAGUUACUUGAAAAAGUAAUCUGAUUACGUAACUCAAGUUACUUGUAAUGCAAUACCCCCAACAUUGGUUAUCAUGCAUUAUAUUUUUUGUUCUUGGUGUCUUUCUUGCUGUUUUGGUGCAACAGAACUCAGUUCUGCCAUCGUACAGUAUAUUACAUCAGUCCACACUCAGCAGCUUUAUGGCUCUUAAUAAAACACACACAUGGUGAUUACAUCACAAUCCAUGUGUCAUAAAAGGGACUGCAGCACAGGAGUGAUUGUUGUGCAGAGACAUGGUGUCCUGCAGCUUGUAGUAGCUCAGGUAUUCAGCUCGGCCAUUUGGUCCACAUCACAUGGUCUUAGUUGGCAAGAGUUGAGGUCACCUGGCGCCUGCCUUGAUAAGAGCCCAGGAACAGACUGACCUCCUGUCAUUUCAACACUCCACAUCUUUGAACAAGGCUUCAUGGAUCAGAACUGGUCAAAAAGAGUGUUAGAUACGGACGGAUCCCAUGAGAAAGGACAGAGGAAUGGGUCUGGCCCGGUAGCAGUGCAGAUGUGCCAGUCCAUCCUGCCCUGCCAUGCCAACCACCAGGGAGAACUGGGUGCAGGACAGCUGCUGAAGUGGAUAGACACUAUCGCUUGUCUGGCAGCUGAAAGACAUGCAGGAAUGGCGUGUGUAACGGCUUCCAUGGAUGAUAUCCAGUUUGAAGAGACCGUAAGGGUUGGGCAGGUUAUCAAUAUAAAAGCCAGAGUUAACAGGGCUUUCAACACGAGUAUGGAGGUGGGCAUCUAUGUAACAGUACAGGAGGUGCUCAGCGGGGUCACGAAGAGGGUUUGCGUGGCCUUCUCCACAUUCGUCGCCAAACCGACAGGAACACAAAAGGUGUCUCUGAGACCCUUGGAUGUUCAGGGCUCCGUAGAGGAAAUUCUGGAACAUUCACUAGCUUCAGAGAGACGACGGCUCCGUCUCUACAAUGAAGAGGCCUUCAGGAACCUCAUGAAGGACUAUUACAACCUUCAAGACAAGGGACUGUGCAGCAGGAAACCCAAGGCACCCGUGGUGUCGACCGAGCUCACACGGGUUGAGAGCAUCGAGCUGGUCCUGCCGCCACACGCCAAUCACCAUGGAAACACGUUUGGAGGACAGAUCAUGGCCUGGAUGGAGAAUGUGGCUACAGUUGCAGCCAGUCGUUUGUGUGGCUACUAUCCUUCUCUCGGAGCUGUGGACAUGUUCCGCUUCCGAGGUCCAUCCAGUGUCGGCGACAGACUGGUGUUCAAAGCCAUGGUCAAUAAUGCCUUUCAGACCAGUGUGGAGGUGGGUGUUCGGGUGGAGGCGUAUAACUGUGAGGAGUGGAAUGAGGGGACACCAAGACACAUCAACAGCGCCUCCAUGAUUUAUUACAUCCCAGGACAUGAUGGUGAGCGACAGACUUUUCCUGACGUCACCUACACAACUCUUGAUGGAGAAAGACGAUUUCUUGGUGCUAUUGUCAGGAAGAGAAUUCGCAUGGCCAGAAAACACAUUCUGUACUCAAGAGAUGAGGGACCAAUUUCCGUGCCUUGGGACAGAAGUAAUCAGGUGUAUUUGGGGUAUAACAACGUGGCAGCUCUCACAGUCUUAGCUGGAAAACGGGGCUGGGAGGCCAGUAACAUCAACGAUAAGGUAGCAGUUUACGUGCACGAGGAAGCAGAUAUGCUGUGUUUAAAAGUUGAGAUGGAGGUUAAAACGAUGGCUUUUCAUGCUUUCUCGCUGCUCUCCGACCUGCGGUUACGGCCACAGUGGGACAAAAACUAUCUGAGCUGUGAAGAGGUGGAGAAAGCAGAUGAGGAGGAAACCAUUUAUCACAUUAAAUGCGCCACAGUUAAUGGAGGCAAAAGUCGGGAUUUUGUGAUCCUGUUGUCAAAAAGGCAACCCUGCAAAAAUGGAGACCCUUAUGUCAUAGCGCUCCGCUCCGUCACCGUGGCAACAGUUCCACCUGAGGAUAACUCCAUUCGGAGCGAAGCUAAAUGUGCAGGAUUCCUCGUUCACGAAAUGGGUUAUUCAACCUGCAAGGUGUCAUACUACAACCAGGUGACCUCUGGAGUGCUGCCCUAUGUGGAGGGAAACUUAGCGGGCUGGUCCAAAUCUAUGGAAGAGACGGCAAUGUCCUGCAUUUCUUUUUUGGAGAGAGAUGUGCUUACCACAGUGUUCUGAUGUGCAACAUUGUGAUUAUAGGAUUUUUUUUACAUUUAAGGUUACAAUAAAGACUGCCACGAUUAAAUGAUUAGUUCACCUCAAAAUUAAAGUUUUGUCAUUAAUUACUCACACUCAUGUCGUUCUAAUUUCUGAUUUUUUUUUUCAUCUUAGGAAUACAAAUGAAGAUUUUUUUUGAUGAAAUUUGAGUGCUUUCUUUCUCUCCAUUGACAGCUACGCAACUACCAAUAUUUUAAGACCCAGAAAGGUAGUGAAGACUUCAUAGAAGUAAUCCAUGUAACUCCAGUGGUUUAACCUCAAUUUUAUGAAGCGAGGUGAGUGCUUUCCACUUUACAAAAUAUUAAUCUCAAAGGGCGUUCACGCAACAUCUGCUCUCAUGUCAACACAACACGUUUCAUGGUGCUCUUGUGAAUACGUUAGAGAUUAAUAUUUUGAAAAUGAAGUAAAUUAUACAUUUAAUUUUUAUUGCACAAACAAAGCACUCACUUCGCUUCAUAAAAUUGAGGUUAAACCACUGGAGUCAUGUGGAUUAUUAUAACGAUGUCUUUACUACCUUUCUGGGGCUUGAAAGUAGUAGUUGCGUAGCUGUCAGUGGAGGGACAGAAAGCUCUCAGAUUUCAUCAAAAAAAGAUCUUCAUUUGUGUUCUGAAGAUAAAUGAAAGUCUUAUGGGUUUGAAAUGACAUGAGGGUGAGUAAUUAAUGACAGAAUUUUAUUUUUUGUUCAUUUCAUGUUCUUAUUUAUCAGCUGGGAAAAACCUUUCUGAAAGUGAUUCCAAUAUUGUUUCCCUGUGUUAUCGUUAUAGCUUACACGUUUCUUGGGGGAAUGCAAAAGUUUUGCUAGAAAAUAAAAAGCAUAAAAUUGUUCUUAUAAAUUUAAUAUACCAACACAGAAAAAACACUUAAUAUCUCUCUUUUAUAGAGAAUAUUUGUACAGAGGGUCUUGUAAAUAAAUGCUGUUUUUCAUA
Molecule: messenger RNA, 5866 nt
Organism: Ctenopharyngodon idella (grass carp)
Lineage: Eukaryota; Metazoa; Chordata; Actinopteri; Cypriniformes; Xenocyprididae
Product: acetyl-coenzyme A thioesterase
Exons: 15
Coding region: 3171-4901 (576 amino acids)
Cellular component (GO): extracellular exosome
Molecular function (GO): lipid binding; acetyl-CoA hydrolase activity
Source: RefSeq, a predicted model, not a curated record